AUGACCGCUGUACCCGACAGAUCGAUACGCAUAUGUGCAGAUCGAGGAGGAACCUUUUGCGAUGUUCAUGCGUCAUAUCCGGAUCCCGAGAACCCUAAAACACGCAAAGAGCUGGUGAUUAAGCUACUGUCCCAGGACCCAGCCAAUUAUCAGGAUGCACCCACUGAGGGCAUCCGCCGAGUACUAGAAAUCGUGACGGGGGAAAAGAUCCCCCGGGGAACGGUCCUCUCUACAGACAAGAUCGACUACAUUCGCCUAUCUACGACAGUUGCCACGAAUGCCCUUUUGGAACGCAAAGGCCACAAGCACGCCCUGCUCAUCACGAAAGGGUUUAAAGACCUCCUGCUAAUCGGUAAUCAAUCACGCCCAAGGAUCUUUGACCUCAACAUCAAGCGACCACCGCCUUUGUAUAGCGAGGUCGUUGAAGUAGACGAACGUGUCACACUUGUAGGGUACACAUCAGAUCCUCAGGCCGAGAAGCAUGCAGUGAAGUUCAACAACGACGGGAGCGUUAAGAAGGGGUAUACUGGCCCGGGACAUGAUGAACAUGGUUUUGCGGAUGGAUCCGGGGACAUCGUCCAAGGCAUAUCCGGGGAAGCGGUGCGAAUAAUGAAACGGCCGGAUCUUGAGGUCGUGAAACACGAUCUUCAGCGCCUGUUUGAUUCCGGUUAUAGGUCAAUAGCCAUUGUGCUAGUGCACUCUUACACAUUCCCGGAGCACGAAACACAGAUUGGACAACUUGCACGGGAAAUAGGGUUCACGCAGGUCUCGGAGUCGUCGCGCUUACUUCCCAUGAUCAAGAUGGUGCCUCGAGGGGUGUCUUCAACUGCCGACGCAUACCUGACCCCUAUUUUGCAAGCAUACUUGGAUGGGUUCUUCACUGGCUUUGAUGCUAAACUCCGGGAUGGAAGGCUGAGGAGCCCACGAGUGGAAUUCAUGGGCAGUGAUGGUGGUUUGCUCGAUCUAAGCAAUUUUUCUGGGUUGAAGAGUAUUCUCAGUGGACCUGCCGGUGGCGUGGUUGGGUAUGCUCUAACUAGUUGGGACGAGGAAAGAAAGUACCCGAUUAUUGGAAUAGAUGUUGGUGGCACGUCAACGGACGUGUCACGCUUCAACGGGAGAUAUGAGGUAGUCUACGAGACGACGACUGCCGGGGUUACCAUCCAGUCACCUCAGCUGGACAUUAAUACUGUUGCCGCUGGUGGAGGGUCUUGCCUGACGUUCCGCAAUGGCUUGUUCUUGGCAGGACCCCAUAGUGCUGGAGCUGAACCUGGUCCUGCUUGUUACCGCAAAGGCGGGCCGCUGGCUGUGACGGAUGCAAACUUGCUUCUUGGACGUUUGAUACCCGAACACUUCCCGAAAAUAUUUGGAAAGAACGAAGACGAAAGUUUGGAUGUCGAGGCAUCGAGGACGGCUUUCGAGAAACUCGCCUCGCAAAUCAACGACAGUCAAGAAUUAUCUCAUGAGCUAGAUGAAAUCAUUUACGGAUUCAUCAAAGUCGCGAACGAAACAAUGUGUCGUCCAAUACGGGCACUGACAGAGGCCCGUGGAUACUCGACUGGUAGCCACAUACUGACUAGUUUCGGGGGUGCAGGAGGUCAACAUGCCUGCGAAAUUGCCGGUAUUCUUGGGAUCAAGACUGUCCUAAUUCAUCGCUAUAGCUCCGUUUUGUCUUCUUAUGGCUUAGCACUGGCCGAUCGAGUAUAUGAACUCCAAGAACCGUCGUCCACCUUUUACUCUAGCUCCACGAAAUCUUCGCUCCUCGCACGACUUGACAAAUUAACGAAAGCUGUUCAGACGGAGUUGGCUCGCCAGGGAUUCGAGGAGGACCGCAUCAAGGUGGAGCGAAUGUUGAACAUGCGCUUCGACGGAACGGAUACUGCACUGAUGGUUUUGCCUGUACCGAGUGACGGUGAUGGGGAUGAAGAUUUCGAAGUUGCCUUCAAGAAAGUCUAUAAGGCGGAAUUUGGUUUCUUAUUGGAGACGAAGAACAUCGUAGUUGAUGAUAUUAAGGUCCGUGGCAUCGGAAAGACGUUCGAUAGCCUCGGAGAAUCAGUAUAUUCCGAAGUAGAGCGGAUCAAGAAAACGCUAGUCGAUCAGUCCAAAGCUAGUUCGAGGAAUAGCGUGUACUUCGACAAGGUCGGGAGAGUGCAUGAUACACCGGUCUUCCUAUUGGACAAUCUGUCCCUUGGCGACGAGAUUGAGGGUCCAGCCAUGGUCAUUGACAAUACCCAGACGAUUGUAAUUGUUCCAGGAGCACGAGCGGUACUUACUAGGAAGCACCUGUAUUUGACCCUAGAAUAA
This is a messenger RNA of Pisolithus orientalis, 2301 nucleotides long. RefSeq names its product Hydantoinase/oxoprolinase-domain-containing protein. The record is from RefSeq and is a predicted model, not a curated record. Lineage: Eukaryota; Fungi; Basidiomycota; Agaricomycetes; Boletales; Pisolithaceae. Gene Ontology annotation, cellular component: cytosol. Gene Ontology annotation, molecular function: 5-oxoprolinase (ATP-hydrolyzing) activity. Gene Ontology annotation, biological process: glutathione metabolic process. The transcript has 11 exons. The coding region runs from base 1 to 2301 and encodes 766 amino acids.